Nyctereutes procyonoides (raccoon dog) is the source of this 1139-nucleotide messenger RNA. Its product is annotated as fructose-bisphosphate aldolase A-like. The transcript has a single exon. NCBI's taxonomy places the organism in Eukaryota, Metazoa, Chordata, Mammalia, Carnivora, Canidae. The record is from RefSeq and is a predicted model, not a curated record. The coding region runs from base 13 to 1107 and encodes 364 amino acids. Gene Ontology annotation, biological process: glycolytic process; fructose 1,6-bisphosphate metabolic process. Gene Ontology annotation, cellular component: cytosol. Gene Ontology annotation, molecular function: fructose-bisphosphate aldolase activity.
CGGACCCGCAACAUGCCCUACCAAUACCCAGCGCUGACCCCGGAGCAGAAGAAGGAGCUUUCUGACAUCGCUCACCGCAUCGUGGCCCCGGGCAAGGGCAUCCUGGCUGCAGAUGAGUCCACCGGGAGCAUCGCCAGGCGGCUGCAGCCCAUCGGCACCGAGAACACGGAGGAGAACCGGCGCGUCUACCGCCAGCUGCUGCUGACCGCCGACGACCGCGUCAACCCCUGCAUUGGGGGGGUCAUCCUCUUCCAUGAGACACUGUACCAGAAGACCGACGAUGGGCGUCCCUUCCCCCAAGUCAUCAAAUCCAAGGGUGGCAUUGUAGGCAUCAAGGUGGACAAAGGUGUGGGACCCCUGGCAGGAACAAAUGGGGAGACCACCACCCAAGGGCUGGAUGGGCUGUCCGAGCGCUGUGCCCAGUACAAGAAGGAUGGGGCCGACUUUGCCAAGUGGCGCUGUGUGCUGAAAAUUGGGCAACACACCCCCUCAGCCCUUGCCAUCAUGGAGAAUGCCAACGUCCUGGCCCGUUACGCCAGCAUCUGCCAGCAGAAUGGCAUCGUGCCCAUUGUGGAGCCUGAGAUCCUCCCCGAUGGGGACCACGACUUGAAGCGCUGUCAGUAUGUAACCGAGAAGGUGCUGGCUGCUGUCUACAAGGCCCUGAGUGACCACCACAUCUACCUGGAGGGCACUUUGCUGAUGCCCAACAUGGUAACCCCAGGCCACGCCUGUACCCAUAAAUAUUCUCCUGAGGAGAUUGCCAUAGCGACUGUCACAGCACUGCGACGCACAGUGCCCCCCGCUGUUACUGGGAUCACCUUCCUAUCAGGCGGCCAGAGUGAGGAGGAGGCAUCCAUCAACCUCAAUGCCAUCAACAAGUGCCCCCUGCUGAAGCCAUGGGCCCUGACCUUCUCCUAUGGCCGAGCCCUACAGGCUUCUGCCCUCAAGGCCUGGGGUGGAAAGAAGGAGAACCUGAAGGCCGCCCAGGAGGAGUAUAUCAAGCGAGCCCUGGCCAACAGCCUCGCCUGUCAAGGAAAGUACACCCCAAGUGGUCAGGCCCGGGCUGCAGCCAGGGAGUCCCUCUUCAUCUCUAACCAUGCCUACUAAGCGGAGGUGUUCUAAGGCUGCCCCCUCAACAC